This is a messenger RNA of Pygocentrus nattereri (red-bellied piranha), 1259 nucleotides long. RefSeq names its product sterol carrier protein 2b (gene scp2b). Lineage: Eukaryota; Metazoa; Chordata; Actinopteri; Characiformes; Serrasalmidae. Bases 115 to 543 code for a protein of 142 amino acids. The transcript has 5 exons. The record is from RefSeq and is a predicted model, not a curated record. Gene Ontology annotation, cellular component: cytosol.
AUCCGUGAUCGGUUAGCCAGGUCUGGGCCCCUCGGCGUGAAGGUGGUGUUGGAUCAUCGGGAAGUGCCGUCGGUUCCUCGUCGUUCCGCAGCGGGUUGACGGUAAACGGUGAAGAUGCUUCUUCCAGAGCGGAGCAGUUCCCAGAGGAUCCAGGCGGUGUUCACUAGCGCCCCCGCAGGCCUGGAGGGCUUUAAGGCUCAUGCUGUGUUCCAGGAGAUUGCUAAGAAGCUGCAGGAGGAAGGGGAUCAGUUCGUGAAGAAGAUCGGAGGCGUGUUUGCCUUUAAGGUGAAGGACGGGCCGGGUGGAAGUGAGGCCAUGUGGAUCGUAGACGUGAAGGAGGGAAAGGGCUGCGUUCACAACGACACGUCUAAGACAGCGGACUGUACCAUCUCUAUGACGGACUCUGACCUGCUGGCCCUGAUGACGGGGAAGAUGAACCCUCAGACGGCUUUCUUCCAGGGUAAGCUGAAGAUCACCGGGAACAUGGGCAUGGCCAUGAAGCUCCAGAACUUGCAGUUGAAGCCGGGCAAAGCCAAGCUGUGAGGGUCAAAACCACCACUGCCUCGCUUCACUGGGAGGCCGGCCUGGAGAGUAGAGUCCAUUAGUGUGACUGAGCCAGAGGCAGAGAAACUCACUACGUAGAUUUAUACAAGUAAGAGGACAGAGACCACCCUUCGUUUAUUUAACUGCCGGUCAGAAACUUCGUUUUAGAGCAUCAGGGAGAAAACAGAAAACAUCAGUUUUGCAGCAAAUUACACAGAAGAACUAAUUAAACAACUAAAUAUAGCAACAAAGUAAAUAACUCAAUAAAAUAUCGAUUUUUUUUUUUUUUUUUAGUAUUUUGUCUCUUCACUCUGGACCUUUAUUAGAGCUUAAAGAGGCUUGUUUCGUUUUCAGUUUCUCAAAAGAAUCAUCAGCCACACCUUGAGAUUUGAUUGUAUUUUUCUUUUCUUUAAAUCACUGACAGCUUCUUUACCAUUUAUCUGAUGGGGACAUGUUUGGUGGUCUACGAGGUCCAGGUGGUUGUUAAGAGUCCCACUUUGUCUGUAGCUUUCAAUCAUUUUUGAACUCCAGUUUUGGAAUCUCUCGUUUUAUUUGCUUCGACUUUCUCCUUCAUGCAUACGGAUCACCUGUUGGAUAGUGUAGUGGGUAACACCUUUGCCUUUUAUGCUGGAGACUGGGAUUCAGUCCCCACCUGGGUAGGCACCCUACACUAUACCAAUAAGAGACCAUGGGCAAGACUCCUAACACUGCCUUCG